This is a messenger RNA of Heterotrigona itama, 2910 nucleotides long. The record is from the annotation of a GenBank genome assembly. Lineage: Eukaryota; Metazoa; Arthropoda; Insecta; Hymenoptera; Apidae.
AUGUGCAGAAUCGACGUCGGCAACCAGCACAGGGUGGCUGACUUUGUCGAAGGGUGGAUUCACGGGGUGGUUGGUAGUCGCGUGCUCUCAUCGUCAGGUGAGCAGCUUUUGUAUGGAUGUAAUCGGUUUAUCAAAUAUUUUUGCGAGUUGCUGUUACCCGCAUUGGGAUCGAGUCUUGUUUCCGCAACACGCAAAACUUCUGCAUCGUCGUGAGUAUUAAACUUAAUAUUACCUUUCGCGAGAUAGCGCUGUACGAGUUUGUAAAGCGAAAGAAUGUUAGAGCUUCAGUUCCAAUUCAGGACAAUGAAUCGUUGAAAGAAUUAUCUCACACUUAAAUAACAAUUGGAGCUAAUUACUCAAAAAUUACUUAAGUCGUACGACUUAAUCUGUUGACGACUGUCCAUCGUUGCAAUAGUUUAAUGUUGCAAUAGUAAAUUUUAUUUCUAUAUUUCUCUAUUCCUUUUUAACGACGAAAGGAUUGUUCUGCCCUCCGUUGUGGAAGAACUUGCUGUCACGUAAUCGCAUGCAAAAUGUUUUAUUCAAAGCUAUUUAAUUUUUUAACAGAUAUCUCGAAUCGAGUGUAUGUAUGUUCUCACUGUAUUUAAUUCAGGGGAAAAGGGAAACAGUGUAUUUGAAAGUAAAAUGAUUAGCCGUGUAGAACAUAAUAUUACAUAUACAUUGUUACUGAUCUUAAUUUUCCAAACUAAUUCUCAUUCGGAACUCAUUCCUCUUGAAUUUAUUUCGUCUUUCUACGUUGAUUUGAAAAACCAUUGCGUUCAUUUAAAUAUGAAAAAUUAUUGUAAUUCCCUUGCUUGAAGAUACAUUAGAUUGGAAAAAUUCAAUAUCGCACGAUAAUUUUUCAUUAUUAAAAUGAAAUUUUCGGAGCACCUUGUAAUAAGAUCGUUGUGUCCAGAUAAAAUGAUAUUGAUGGUUUUAUGCAAACAUGUGCCGAAGCUUUUUCAUUUUAUCCCUAGCUGUAUGCAUCCCGUGCUCGAGUAUGUUAUGAAAAUAUUUUUAUGUAUGAAUCGAAUAUUAUGUUCUUUCAUUCGCAUGUUUUGAGUAGAAUUGACUUCUGGAAAUAAAUUAAAAAUUUUAUGAAUACACGUAUAUCAAAAUUAAUAAUAGGAGAGAAUGAACUGUGCCCUUUAAUAAUUACUUUAGUGAAAAUUCUCUUGCUGUGUUUUUUGUUAAAUUAAAGUUAUUAUUACCCAACCGUUUUUACACAAUAAGUUCUAAAGUAUAUUGAAAAACGAAGUAAACAAAUUUUUUGCACGAGUUGCGCGAUAUAUUUCAUCACACUAAAAUUCCGUUACUAAAGUGUUUCAUCGCUUACAACAUGGCUUUUUGAUGCUUCAAUUUGAGCUACGUUUUAAAACCUACAAAAAUCCGGAAAAGUUAAUUGAUUGUAACGUUUAACUGGAAGAAAAAGUAUCACGCGAAUCAGAUAAUUCCAAGCGCUAAUAUUCCACGCGGAUGAAAUGAUCGUAUAUAGCUAUGUAGAUUGAUGUCGUGUCCUCUCUCAAAGAAAAAUACCUUGUUAAAUCGAUAACAGAUGAUAACAAAUAUCUUGUUAUGCGACACGACGUUAUCAAGCCUGAUAUUAAUGGCUUUCGUGUUAAUGGUUUUUUAUUAUCUGUAUUGAUAAUUUCCAUAAUUCGUCCAGUUAGGGAUAGAUAGCACUUCUUUCAAAAUUUACUUAUCGAGUGCUUAAUUUCACCAUGUAAUAAUUAUUUGAUAAUCAUGAAGAAGAAGUUUUAUAAUUUUAUGAUAUUAAUGGCUUUCGUGUUAAUGGCUUUUUAUUAUCUGUAUUGAUAAUUUCCAUAAUUCGUCCAGUUAGGGAUAGAUAGCACUUCUUUCAAAAUUUACUUAUCGAGUGCUUAAUUUCACCAUGUAAUAAUUAUUCGAUAGUCACGAAGAAGAAGUUUUGUAAUUUUAACUGUAAAUACAUUAGGAGAAUUGAAAGAGUUUCGAAGAUAAAGCAAGUUUUCGUUGGUUUUCCUAACUCUACUCCGAUACAGUUUCGACCGAAACCGUCCAUUUGAUUUUCAGAGUGUCCACUGACACGUAUGUAGUACGUGUGUUCCCUUACACGCGAUGCUCGUGAUUUGUUCGUCCUUUUAUUAAGAGGAAGACACCGGGACUGAGAUGGCGCAGGAUAUCCCGGAGACGACGUACGUCCCGGAAGUGGAGCAGGAUGCGAGAAAGGAACGGGAACGGCGAGCUGUUGAAGAGGGGACUGUCUCGUGGAGAGGACGAAAGGAGGAGUUGCAAUGCCAAAAGCACCGCGAACAGCGAGAAUUGCAGCAGAUUUUGGAGAGUUAUUCUCCUUGGGGUAAACCAGGCGGUGGUGCUCCCUGUGCCGCUACUCUCAGAAAGAAAAACGUCCCUCUAGAACCGCCGGAGCUAUCCAAGUGUCACAAUUUCGGACAGGGUUGGACGAGCAAUUCCACCAUCGAAAGGUUACACAGAAGGAGUAUUAACCCUUUGCCCGUCACGGAUAUGAACAAGUUCUUUGAUGAUAAAGCAGAACCAGGUAUCGCCACAGAUACGCGGCUGGUACGGGAUUCGAAAAAUCCCUACAACGAGGAAAUUCAGGUGUACGAAUUGACUGGCGGCGUGGAAUUGGUCCCGCUUUUGACCAGCAGACGUUAUUACUCGCAAUCACAAAAUACUCGUCACGUCGCCACCGACGCCACUCGUCCUGGAUACACGAUAGAUUCGAGGAACGAAAGAUGGAGUUGGAAAGCUGUCGAAGACAUUUCGAUACCUGGAGAAAGUUGUGGGGCCGACCGGGUCACGGUGCACCCAUAGAUCACGCCCACCGUAACAAUCUCUACAACAUUCUCUACCGUCCGGCCAUCUAUUGAAUUUCCACUUGCCGUUGCCGUGAAAAAUCAGGACUACAUCCUC